Messenger RNA from Impatiens glandulifera, 1650 nucleotides. Its product is annotated as sphingosine kinase 1-like. Gene Ontology annotation, molecular function: kinase activity. Gene Ontology annotation, cellular component: cytoplasm; intracellular membrane-bounded organelle; membrane. The record is from RefSeq and is a predicted model, not a curated record. NCBI's taxonomy places the organism in Eukaryota, Viridiplantae, Streptophyta, Magnoliopsida, Ericales, Balsaminaceae. The transcript is spliced from 10 exons. Gene Ontology annotation, biological process: sphingosine biosynthetic process. The coding region runs from base 76 to 1539 and encodes 487 amino acids.
AUCUCUCUCUUUGAUAGCGGACGAACUUUCAGCUUUCGUGGAAAACGAUCUAUAAGCUCGAACUUUUGUCGAGAAAUGGAUUAUCACGGCGGCGGAGAGGCGGUUUUCUCCGACCAAGUUCUUCUCAACGGGAUUGCGAUUCCGGCAAUACUUACCUCAGGCGGACGGAUCCGAUGGACUGAGGUCGGCGGCAGCAACCGACAGUUGAUAGUUGAGAAGGAAGUUCUAGGUUUCUCCGUUGAAGGUUCCAAAAUUAAGGUCAAGGCAAUCGUUGAGAAGCCUGGAGGAACAUGCUGUGUCGGUGUUGGAGGAGUUCCGAUGAGGAAAUCCUUUGUUUUCGAAACAUUAUCGGAGGAAUCACUCCGAUUGUGGUGCCAAAAGCUUCAAGAAUGCAUCGACUCAUUAAAUCGACCGAAGAGAUUGUUUGUCUUUUUGAAUCCAUUCGGAGGGAAGAAAUCAGCUUCUAAGAUAUUCCUUGAUGAAGUUAAACCUCUACUUGAUGAUGCUAAUGUUGAAUUUACUCUGUUAGAAACUCAAUACCAACUUCAUGCUAAGGAAGUUGCUCAAUCAUUGGAUUUCUCAAAAUAUGAUGGGAUUGUUUGUGUUAGUGGAGAUGGAAUCUUGGUUGAGGUAGUUAAUGGACUGCUUCAGAGAAAGGAUUGGAAAGAUGCAAUAUCGACACCUCUAGGAAUUGUACCGGCUGGAACUGGAAAUGGCAUGGCAAAAUCACUUCUUGAUUCAGUUGGACUUCCUUGUACAGCAACCGAUUCCAUUCUUGCAAUUAUUCGAGGACACAAGCGUUCUUUGGACGUCGCAACUAUUUUGCAAGGAGAUACUAAGUUCUUUAGUGUCUUGAUGCUCGCUUGGGGCUUAGUGGCAGAUACUGAUAUUGAAUCUGAAAAGUAUAGAUGGAUGGGAAGUGCCCGUCUAGAUUUUUACGGUCUUCAAAGGAUUUUACGUUUGAGAAGAUAUAAUGGACAAAUUCAUUUUGUUCCUGCUCCUGGUUUUGAAACAAUUGGAGAGCCCUGCGGUCAGAAAGGUGUGGCUGAAGCUUAUCAUAGUAAUAAGCACGUUAAGGAAGGUGAACAGGCCGGCUAUGAAGGGCCUGUUCUUGAUUUGGAAACGUCAAAUUGGAGAUCGCUCAAUGGUCCUUUUAUUUCUGUGUGGCUUCAUAAUGUUCCAUGGGGCAGUGAAGACACCAUGGCUGCACCCAAUGCUCAGUUCUCGGACGGAUACAUUGACGCGAUCAUUUCAAGAGACUGCCCUAGUAAAUUGGGUCUCUUGUCGUUAAUGAGCAAUAUGAAUAACGGGAAUCACGUCAAGUCGCCUUAUGUUAUGUAUUUCAAGGUAAAAGCCUUUGUUUUGGAGCCUGGUUCACGAACCGACGAUCAAACCAAAGGCGGGAUCAUCGAUUCUGAUGGCGAGGUUCUCGCAAGAGGGAACGGGACUUAUAAGUGUGAUCAGAAGUCACUAAUGACUUACGAUAAGCUCCAGUUAACAGUCGAUCAAGGCUUGGCUACCAUUUUCACACCUGUUUAGAACAAAAAAUCUAUUUUAAUUUUCAAAACCAAACCAUAGUGUUGUACUUUUUUUAAUUUGUCAUAUUAAUUUACCUGCUUGUUUUAUAGAUACCAAUUUCAUUUUUGUCAA